AUGGAGGUUGCUCUGGAUUAUAUCGAGGAGGCUGAUUCGUCCUAUGAGAGCGAACUUCUCAGCCAAAACUGCACCGUGGAGCAUUUCCUCGCGUAUCUGCGGCACAAACAGUCCAGGAAUGCUUCUUCAGAUUCGAUAGUUCUGCUUCUGCGCAGAGGUGUCCAGCAACUACCUCGCUCAUACAAGUUAUGGAUGUUUUACCUGCGAUUCCGCGUGAAUCAAGUUUCUGCUGCAGUCUCGAGGGAAGACCUGGAUCUGGAGAACGAAUAUGCCAUAGUCAACUCCAUCUUUGGUAGGGCCAUGAAGUAUAUGGACAAAUAUCCCGUGUUUUGGAAGGAAUAUCUCGUGUUUUUGAUUUCUCAGAUACCUCUGACGAGUGUAACGGUUGUUAGGAGAGCUUUUAACGCGUGUUUGCAAACUCUUCCGUUGGUUCAACAUCGCCAGAUAUGGCCUCUGUUUGUGAGACUAGCAGAUAUUGCUGGUGGGAAAACUGCCUGGUGUAUAUGGUACCGGUUCUUUCUGUACAAAAAAUCUGUUCCAGAUGUUUUGGUUGGUCUUCUGCCCGAAGAUGAUAGUGAGAACCCGUCAAACGAAUUCAGUCUGGUGCUUUCCAAGCUCCAAGAGUACGAUCCCGAUGGUUCGUUCCAGCCUGAGAUGCGCCAGGUGUUCAACGAGUUUUCCCAGAGCUCCAAAUUGCUUUCCAAAACUGGAAGGGCAGAACUUGACAUUUAUGAGGAAUAUCUCGAGUAUGUUAUUGCUUCUGGGAGGAGGCAUAAGUCUGCUCCAAGCCAGGAUACCGAGGUGACUGAGUUUGUUGAAAGAUGCAUAUCCAAGUUUCCAGACCAAAGAGGGAAAUUGACAGUUCAAUUGAGUCGAUACUGGAUUGCCAAGGCGCAAUUGUACAAGGCAAGACUUAACUUCGAGAAAGGUAUCAGAGAGUCUGUCACAAUCAGAGACUUUACCCUGAUCUUCGAUGCGUUCGUUGAGUUUGAAGACUCCGCAAUGACAAAGCUUGUGAACAAAAUUGACAAAUUAGAAAGCGCACCUUCCACAGACUUGUCCCAAUUGGAAGAUCUGAACACAGAGCUCAAUCUGCGGUUUGCCAAGUUUGAACGACUUAUGGAAAGAAGACCGUUCAUGGUGAACGAUGUUCUUUUGAGGCAAAACGCCAAUAAUGUAGAUGCCUGGUUGGAACGAGUUUCAUUAUACGAUAAACAGAAGGAUGUCCUGAGUCUUUUGAAAGUUUUUGACGAUGCCGUUCAGGCAAUUGACCCUUCAAAGGUGGAGCCUGGAAAGUUUGGCAAGCUCUGGCUGGAGUUUGCAGAGCUGUAUAUCUUGCACAAUGAUAUUGCUCAUGCUCGCGAGGUCUACCAGACAGCAGUGAAGGUUCCCUUCAAAGAUGUCAACGAACUGAUCGAAAUCUGGGUGCAUUGGACUGAGACUGAAAUUGCAGAGGACAGCGUUGAAUCUGCCAUAAGAGUCAUACGGACAGCCAUUGAAGCUCCCAAAAGAGGCCAAAAGGCGCAAAAUGGAAGGCAUUUUAUUUCACUAGAUGAUGACUCGCUUCCACCCCAAUUGCGUGUAUACAAGUCUAUCAAACUGUGGUCUCUGUAUCUGGACUUGGUGGAGAGUUCCGGAUCCAAAGACGAGACCAUUGCUGCCUAUGAGAAGGUAUUGGAAUUGAAAGCUGCAACGCCUUUAACGCUUAUCAACUACGCCAAUUUCUUGGAGGAGUGUGAGGAUUAUGAUGCCUGUUUCCAGGUCUACGAGCGAGGAGUGAGUCUUUUCUCGUUCCCCACCUCUUUUGAAAUUUGGAACAUUUACCUAGCAAAGGCAAUCAACCUCCAGGAAAAAACUAAAGUCAGCAAUGAGCGUAUCAAAGACCUUUUUGACCAAGCUCUUGAGAAAUGUCCCGAUAACAUGAGCAAACCCAUUUAUCUGUUAUAUGCCAAGUUUGAAGAGGAGCACGGUCUGGCUACAGCCUCGAUGAAAAUCUACAAAAGGGCUCUCUCCGUCGCCACAGAGCCGGAGGUAAAGCUGGAAUUAUACAAGAUAUACACCACCAAAGCAAUUGAGUUGCUAGGACCCAAUUUUGCAAGGCAGAUAUUUGAACAGGCUUAUGUGGAUAUUCCAGUAUCGACCCCAGGUUUCGCCGAAACGGUGAUUGUGGGGUUUGCGUUUCUCGAGGCAGAACUCAAGCAAUUGACCAGAGCAAGGGAAAUAUUCAAGCAAGGUGCUGAGAUGGUGUCUCUGGCCACAAGAAAAAUAUAUAAAGACGAGCAGCGAGAACUUUUGUGGAACAAAUGGAAGCAGUUCGAGCUUGAGUUUGGUGAUGAAGAGAGCUACAAGCAGAUGCUUCGGUUGAAAAGACGGAUCGAGGAGAAGAUGGGGAAAAGUGUUACUGAAUUGCUGUCUCAAUCAGGUUUGGGUGAUUCACAAGAUAAGAACCCUCUGGGGUUCGUUGCUGCGUCUCAUGGUCCAAAGGUUAGUUCGAUCAAUGCGGCUCAUGAUGCUUCUGUGCCAGCUACUAAUCCUGAUGCCAUAGAGUUGGACAUGGAGGAUUUCGAAGACUGA
Kuraishia capsulata CBS 1993 is the source of this 2574-nucleotide messenger RNA. RefSeq lists its product as uncharacterized. The record is from RefSeq and is a predicted model, not a curated record. Lineage: Eukaryota; Fungi; Ascomycota; Pichiomycetes; Pichiales; Pichiaceae. Gene Ontology annotation, biological process: mRNA splicing, via spliceosome; generation of catalytic spliceosome for first transesterification step. Gene Ontology annotation, cellular component: post-mRNA release spliceosomal complex; Prp19 complex; U2-type catalytic step 2 spliceosome. Bases 1 to 2574 code for a protein of 857 amino acids. The transcript has a single exon. Gene Ontology annotation, molecular function: protein binding.